Messenger RNA from Eimeria tenella, 245 nucleotides. Its product is annotated as mRNA processing protein, putative. The transcript has 3 exons. The annotation marks the transcript as partial. The record is from RefSeq and is a predicted model, not a curated record. NCBI's taxonomy places the organism in Eukaryota, Apicomplexa, Conoidasida, Eucoccidiorida, Eimeriidae.
AUGCCGCUGCUGCAGGGCCCCCGGCCCCUUGUGAGUCCGCAGCAGGGGCCCCCCGUGCAGUCUGUGGGGGCCCCGCAGCAGCAGCCAGCUGCUGCUGCUGCUGCUGCUGCUGCUGCGCGCCCCGCCGAAGCAGCGGGCGGCCUGCCAGCAAACAGGCCACAGCCGUCUCACCCCGCUUGGGAAGUGCCCCCAGCAGCUGCUGCUUUAGUGGAUGAAGUCGUGAAGGUUCCUUCAAUGCUGAGCAA